Botrytis porri is the source of this 627-nucleotide messenger RNA. RefSeq lists its product as uncharacterized. The transcript is spliced from 3 exons. The record is from RefSeq and is a predicted model, not a curated record. The coding region runs from base 1 to 627 and encodes 208 amino acids. Gene Ontology annotation, molecular function: 6,7-dimethyl-8-ribityllumazine synthase activity. Gene Ontology annotation, biological process: riboflavin biosynthetic process. NCBI's taxonomy places the organism in Eukaryota, Fungi, Ascomycota, Leotiomycetes, Helotiales, Sclerotiniaceae. Gene Ontology annotation, cellular component: intracellular anatomical structure; mitochondrial intermembrane space; riboflavin synthase complex.
AUGGACACCUCCCUCAAAGGACCCGGCCAAGCCCAAAAACACGACGGCAGCGCCCUCCGCAUCGGAAUCGUCCACGCGCGCUGGAACACCUCCAUAAUCGAGCCGCUGCUCGCCGGUACAAAAAAGACGCUCUUGGCCAGCGGCGUCAAGAAAGCGAAUAUUGUCGUGCAAUCCGUGCCCGGGAGUUGGGAAUUGCCAAUUGCGUGUUCCAAACUCUACUCCGCCUCUCAAAUUCAAUCCACGCAAAGUUCCUCCCUCUCCGCCGGCGACCUCCUCGGCUCCUCCACCACCGACCUCACCUCCCUCCCCACGCAAUCACAAAGUACCGCCUCCACCGCGCCCUUCGAUGCCAUCAUCGCCAUCGGCUGCCUCAUCAAAGGCGAAACCAUGCAUUUCGAAUACAUAGCCGAGAGCGUUUCGCAAGGUCUGAUGCGCAUUCAAUUAGACGCCGGUGUGCCUCUUAUUUUUGGUCUCUUGACGGUUCUUACGGAGGAUCAGGCGCUCAUGAGAGCGGGUGUAGGGACAACCGAGAAGGGGAAGGGACACAAUCAUGGAGAGGAUUGGGCUGCUGCCGCUGUGGAAUUGGGUGUUAAGAAGAGGGAGUGGGCUGCCGGAAAGAUUGCAUGA